This is a messenger RNA of Arachis ipaensis, 3321 nucleotides long. It is a transcript of the gene SIZ1, whose product is annotated as DNA-binding protein with MIZ/SP-RING zinc finger, PHD-finger and SAP domain-containing protein. Gene Ontology annotation, biological process: protein sumoylation. The record is from RefSeq and is a predicted model, not a curated record. Gene Ontology annotation, cellular component: chromatin. NCBI's taxonomy places the organism in Eukaryota, Viridiplantae, Streptophyta, Magnoliopsida, Fabales, Fabaceae. Gene Ontology annotation, molecular function: SUMO ligase activity; zinc ion binding.
UGCACGAGAGCGCAGCGAAACGCAACCCGGACCUGUUGGCCGCACAAAACCGGAUUGAAUAAUCGGCGAUAGGUCCGAAACUUUUCGUUUUGGCAUUGUUAAGUGCAGAUUCAUUUUUCUGGUUUUGGUCUCUUUUUCGCUUCUAUUCUCUUCGGUCAAAAACACACAAACACGCAAUCAAACCAGCCACCAUCCCCAAAGUCGGUACUGGUUGGGUCAGCAUGCGUUAGAUUCUGUACCUUUGCUGUUCGAUUGAUUGAUCCUGUGCUGAAUUAUCGGGUUUGUGGAGAUGGAUUUGGCAUCCAGUUGCAAGGAAAAAUUGGCAUAUUUUCGAAUAAAAGAGCUCAAAGAUGUCCUCACACAGUUGGGCCUUUCAAAGCAGGGAAAAAAGCAGGAUCUUGUUGAUCGGAUACUAUCUAUGCUCUCAGAUGAUCAAGUAUCCAAAAUGUUUGCCAAGAAGAAUGCUAUUGGAAAAGAACAGGUGGCAAAAUUAGUGGACGACACAUAUAGAAAAAUGCAGAUAUCUGGUGCCACUGACCUUGCAUCAAAGGGACAGGGAGCCUCAGAUAGCAGUAAUGUGAAAAUUAAAGGUGAAAAAGAUGAUUCCUUUCAAUCAGAUACAAAGAUUCGCUGUAUCUGCGGAAGUACAUUGGAUACAGAUCCAUUGGUCAAGUGUGACGAUCCACGAUGCCAUGUGUGGCAGCACAUAAAUUGUGUUAUUGUUCCAGAAAAACCUAUGGAAGGUGUCCUGCCAGUACCUGAUAAAUUUUAUUGUGAACUCUGUAGACUCAGCCGUGCAGACCCGUUUUGGGUUUCAAUGGGACACCCCUUGUUUCCUGUGAAGUUGAGCAUAACAAGUAAUCCAACUGAUGGAUCCAACCCAAUGCAGAGUGUGGAUAGAACAUUUCAAUUGACAAGAGCAGACAAGGACUUGGUAUCAAAACCAGAAUUUGAUAUUCAGGCUUGGUGUAUGCUUCUGAACGACAAGGUUUCAUUCAGGAUGCAGUGGCCACAGUAUACAGACCUACAGGUCAAUGGUGUUCCUGUUCGUGCAAUUAACAGACCUGGUUCACAAUUACUUGGGGCUAAUGGGCGUGAUGAUGGUCCAAUUAUCACGCCAUAUACAAAAGACGGAAUUAAUAAGAUUACCUUAACAGGAUGUGAUGCUCGCAUUUUUUGUGUGGGGGUCCGUAUUGUUAAAAGGCGCAGCAUGCAACAGAUCCUAAACAUAAUUCCAAAGGAACCUGAAGGUGAACAAUUUGAUGAUGCUCUUGCACGAGUUCGUCGUUGUGUUGGAGGUGGAAAUGAAGAUGAUAAUGCUGACAGUGACAGUGAUUUGGAAGUGGUUUCAGACACUUUUAGCAUCAGCCUUCGUUGUCCGAUGAGUGGUUCAAGGAUGAAGAUUGCAGGUAGAUUCAAGCCUUGUAUUCACAUGGGAUGUUUUGAUCUUGAAGUUUUUGUGGAAAUGAACCAAAGGUCAAGGAAGUGGCAGUGCCCAAUAUGUCUCAAAAACUAUGCGUUGGAGAAUAUCAUUAUUGAUCCCUAUUUCAAUCGCAUCACUUCUCGGAUGACAAACUGUGGUGAGGAGGUUACAGAUAUUGAGGUGAAGCCUGAUGGUUCUUGGCGUGUUAAGACAAAGAGUGAAAGUGAGCGCCUGGAGUUGGGGAAUCUUGCACAAUGGCACUUCCCUGACGGGUCCCUCUGUGUUUCGGCUGAUGGAGAAGGCAGAAGAGUGGAAGCUUUGAAGCUGGUCAAACAGGAGGGUGUUUCAGACAGUCCUACUGGCUUAAAGCUUGGCAUUAGGAAGAAUCGCGAUGGACUUUGGGAAGUCAGCAAACCUGAGGACACAAACACCUCUUCUGGUAAUAGAUUGAAAGAGGUAUUUGGAAAUCAUGAAGUGGUUAUUCCAAUGAGCAGUAGUGAUGGUGAUGAUCCCAGUGUAAAUCAGGGUGGGGGUGGUGGUGGUGGUGGUGGUGGUGGUGGUGGGCAUAUUGAUUAUUCUACCACCAACGGAAUUGAGAUGGAUUCUCCAUAUCUCAAUAAUGUUAAUUUAGCAUAUGAUUAUACUGCAAAUAACACUUCUGCUCAGGUAGGUGGUGCAGAAGUUAUUGUUCUUAGUGAUUCUGAAGAAGAUAAUGAUUUAUUGGUAUCUCCUGCAAUUACCUAUAAGAACAACGAAACUGAAGAUGGUUACUCAGUGCCACCGCCUGGAAUUGUUGAUUCGUAUAAUGAUGAGCACACUAAUCUUGGUGGUAAUUCAUGCUUAGGACUUUUCCCUAAUGAUGAUGAUUUUGGUUUGUGGUCCUUACCACCUGGAACUCAGGCUGGCCCAGGAUUCCAAUUAUUUAGUCCUGAUGCAGAUGUGUCAGAUGCAUUGGUGCAUUUGCAGCAUGGUCCUAUUAAUUGCUCAUCUUCAUUGAAUGGUUAUGCAUUGGCUCCGGAUGCUGGUUUGGGGUCUGGUAGUCUUAUACCAGAUUCCUCUGCUGGUCGAUCGGAUGCUGAUUUAAAUGUUGGAUUGGUUGACAAUCCAUUGGCAUUUGGGGGAGAUGACCAGUGCAACAUGAAUUGAGAGAUCAGGCAAAUAUGUCUAAUGGUGUCCUAAAUGAGGAUUGGAUAUCUCUUAGUCUUGGUGGUGGUGCCGCUGGUACAAAUGGUGAUACUUCCACUCAAAAUGGGUUGAAUUCUGGACUUCAAAUCGCACCCAGAGAUCUAGCUAGAGAAGGUGCCGCAAAUACCAAUAUGGAUGAUGCUGCAUCUUUGCUUCUUGGUAUGAAUGAUGCUAGAUCCGACAAGUCAAGUAGACAAAGAUCUGAUAGCCCAUUUUCAUUUCCUCGCCAAAAGCGUUCUGUAAGGCCACGCUUGUAUCUUUCUAUCGACACAGAUUCUGAAUAAUAGGUAGGCACCCAUUUUAGGCACUAAGGUGCCCCCUUGGGUUAUACAUCCAAGUGACAAUAUUUCUCUUGUAUUAUGCAUUGAUCCACCAGCCUUCCUGGCGUGGCUGAAAAAGUGAGUCUCUUCAUAAAAAGGGAAAACAAUUCCAAUAUUUCAUGGUGAUACUUUGCCUGUUGAAGAAAUGUGGCUACACAGCAUCUAUGUGUAGUGUGAACACCCCACAAGACCUGGGUGAUGAGGGACACGGUCACAGAAGCUAACAUGGUUUAGGCUUAAGCAGUUCCAUAAUAAUCUUGUCAAUAAAUUGUAGUGCUGGUUGUUAGUUAUCGAAAUCAUUUGUAUCCUGAUUUAAAUUAUAUCAGUUUUUGGUAAAAUUAGAAAUCAGCUACAAACAGUCUGUGUAUAUAAAUGCCGAGGGUUGAGCGAUUA